Molecule: messenger RNA, 579 nt
Organism: Humulus lupulus (European hop)
Lineage: Eukaryota; Viridiplantae; Streptophyta; Magnoliopsida; Rosales; Cannabaceae
Product: extensin-like
Exons: 2
Coding region: 1-579 (192 amino acids)
Source: RefSeq, a predicted model, not a curated record
AUGACAAACAUCGAAAAGAGCAUCAAGGAGUUGGUAACUAAAAGAAACUUAAGGCUGGUUGGCCUUCUAGCACCUCAUCAAGAUAUGAGGGAGUCUACAGUAAGGAGUACUACUGGAGGAGAGAUCCCUGAGCAGCACCAGGAUGUGUCACAGCCCCCGAUAAGGUGGGCAACAGGAGUGACCAUCAGGGAACCUUCUAGCCUCCCACGAGCUGCUGCAAUUCCGACCCAACACGGGAAGGGCAAGCAGAAAAUUCCUGAACACCCUGAGCCCAUACUCGAGUCCUCUAAUGAGAACGUCAUGCCUUUCGACGAUGCAUUUGGUCUGGACAGCCUACCCAAAGCCACUGCUCCUACGAGCAGAAAGAAGGAAAGCAGGCGACAUCCUGGGGAAAGCAGUAGUGAUCCCUCAAAGAAAAGGGCUCAGACUGAGGAUCCUCCUACACCUGUACCUUCCAAGGAAACUACUCCUCCUCCAGCUCUCAUCGACCAGACUCCUCCAUUAGCUCCCAUCGACCCGACUCCUCCACCAACACCCAUCGACCAGACUCCUCCUGAUCAGUCAGGAAAUACUCCAUGA